This is a messenger RNA of Pochonia chlamydosporia 170, 1374 nucleotides long. Its product is annotated as hydroxymethylglutaryl-CoA synthase. Gene Ontology annotation, biological process: acetyl-CoA metabolic process; ergosterol biosynthetic process. The record is from RefSeq and is a predicted model, not a curated record. Gene Ontology annotation, molecular function: hydroxymethylglutaryl-CoA synthase activity. The transcript has 4 exons. Bases 1 to 1374 code for a protein of 457 amino acids. Lineage: Eukaryota; Fungi; Ascomycota; Sordariomycetes; Hypocreales; Clavicipitaceae.
AUGGAAUACCCUCAGAAUGUGGGCAUCAAAGCCAUGGAAAUUUAUGUUCCUGCGCAAUGCCUGGAUCAAACCUUAUUCGAAAAGCAUGAAGGUGCAUCUGCCGGAAAAUUUACUAUCGGCUUAGGCUUGACUUCAAUGAACUACUGUACUGACAGAGAGGAUGUAUGCUCCCUCGCGUUGACAGCCGUGUCAUCACUUCUCAGAAAAUACAACAUUGAUCCCAACUCCAUUGGACGACUGGAAGUUGGAACAGAAUCCAUGGUCGACAAAGCAAAGUCCGUCAAGACUGUACUUACACAGCUCUUUGAGCCCCAUGGAAACACUAGCAUGGAAGGAGUCGAUACCAUGAACGCAUGCUACGGUGGAACUAACGCCCUCUUCAAUGCAGUUAACUGGGUAGAGUCUCGCUCCUGGGAUGGUCGUGAUGCCAUGGUAGUCGCUUCCGACAUUGCGCUUUACAAUCAGCCCGCUUCGCGGCCAACAGGCGGUGCUGGCUGCGUGGCCAUGCUCGUUGGUCCUAAUGCCGUUUUGUCACUGGAGCCAUCUCUUCGUGGGACUUACAUGACGCACUCAUUUGACUUUUACAAACCGAAUUUGAAGUCCGAGUACCCUCUUGUGAAUGGUCAUGAGUCAGUCAGAUGCUACCUCUCCGCCGUGGACAACUGCCACAAAAACCUGUUGCAGCGCAGAGAAAAGUUUAAGAACAGGUCUAACGGGCAUUCUGUUGACCAUGACGAAAAGGGUGGUGUCUUGGACUUGUUUGACUACAUGGCGUUCCAUACGCCAAACUGCAAGCUGGUUUCCAAAUCUUACGGCCGUCUCAUGUACAAUGAUGCACUCCGAUCGCAGGACGAAGCUGUGUGGAAGAUGGUCUCGGAGGAUUUGAGAAGUCUAAGCUACCAAGAGUCUCUUCACAGUAAGGAACUAGAAAGGGCUUUUAUCGGGCUGAGCAAAGAGCAGUACUUGUCUCGAGUUGAACCCAGCAUCAGGGCUCCAACGUUGUGUGGUAAUAUGUACACUGCCAGCGUCUACUGUUCCCUCAUUAGCCUUGUGAGCCAUAUCGACGCCAAGGAAGCUGUAGGAAAGACUAUCGGCGUUUAUAGCUUCGGGAGUGGUCUUGCCAGUACUCUUUUUGGGCUCAAAGUAACUGGCGAUUUGACCGAAAUAGUGAAAAAGGCGGAUAUUAUGAACAGGCUGAAGGGGCGCCACGUCGCUACGCCUGAAGAAUAUGAAGAGGCUUGCGCUCUUAGAGAAUUGGCAUAUGGAGCGAAGAACUACAAACCCACUGGUGAUAUCUCGCGUCUUGUUCCUGGCACCUACUAUCUGGACAACAUUGACGAAGAGUUUCGUCGGACAUACGCAAUUAAGAAGUAG